Chenopodium quinoa (quinoa) is the source of this 2426-nucleotide messenger RNA. Its product is annotated as probable starch synthase 4, chloroplastic/amyloplastic. The record is from RefSeq and is a predicted model, not a curated record. The coding region runs from base 276 to 2255 and encodes 659 amino acids. NCBI's taxonomy places the organism in Eukaryota, Viridiplantae, Streptophyta, Magnoliopsida, Caryophyllales, Amaranthaceae. The transcript has 19 exons.
GUAAUCUAGUUGAGUCGUUAGAGGAGGUUCUAUUUUCCUUUUGAAAAAAAAAAGAAAAAAAUAAAGGUUCCAUUUUAGCUGUGGUACGGGCACAAGCCACAAGGCGAGGAAGAGUAAAACUGUAUUUGUAGGAACUUCCUUCAUCAAUGCAGAUAUUCUUUCUUUCCGACACUCUCUACAUUCAAACAAGAUCAUUCUUCUAAUUCUAACUCUAUCAAAAUUGGAAAAAAAAUAAAAAAUUCUUUGAAAUAUUUUGUACUUUAUUCAACUAUUAAAUGGCGGUUUUAGCGAAUCCGCUUAUUCAUCUGCCACUAUAUUUAGCAAAAACCUCUUUCAAAUGCUCCAGAAAGUCUGUUAGAACUCCAAUUAUUCGUUUGAGUUCGGAAGAUCAUGAUAGCAUGGAAUUAUCUCAGCCGUCUACUAGCCAAUCGGAACUGCAAACUAGUGAUGUAUGGCUACUCUUCACAGAAGCUCAGCAGAACAUAUUGUACUUGAACAAACAACGUACGGCAGCUUUAGAGGAGCUGAGUAAGGUGAAAAAUGAAAUUCAAACUUUGCAUCAAAGAAUAGAGACUCUGGAGGCUGGGAAGCAUAAAAGUACUGGAAGAGAUGAAUCAAUUCUCUGGGAAUUACUUCUUCGGAUUGAUUCAAUGGUCCUCACAGGCAUGAUUGAGAGAGGAGAUGCAUGUGAUUUACGAAAGCUGGUCAUGGAUUCUAAGGUCAGUUUACAGGAUGACUUCAUUCCUCUUUUGCAGAAGAGGGAUGCUGAGCUUUUGGCAGAACUGCGCCGAUUGUCAGAGCAAACUAAAAGGAAUGGCUUUUAUAUUAUACACGUUUGCACCGAAAUGGAGCCAAUGAUUUCUGUUGGAUCUUUAGGACCUUAUGUUACCGGCAUAUCACGUGCUUUGCAAAGGAAGGGAAAUUUGGUUGAGGUUAUUUUACCAAAGUAUAAAAGCUUGGAUUUGACUGAGGUACAAGGAUUACAAGAAAUACAAACGGAAUUUUAUUCAUAUUUCAAUGGACAAUUACAUGGAAACAAAGUAUGGACUGGUGUGGUCAAUGGGAUUGGAGUGACUUUUAUUCAGCCUCUGUACAAUUUGUCAUUCUUUGACCGUGAGAUGGUUUAUGGCUACUCUGAUGAUUUUGAAAGAUUCACAUACUUCUCUCGUGCUUCAUUGGAUUAUUUGGUAAAACUGGGAAAGUAUCCUGAUGUUUUACAUAUACAUAAUUGGGAGACUGCUAUAAUUGGGCCACUCUUCUGGGAUAUAUUUUCUAACCAGGGAUUUGCAGGUACCAGAAUACUAUUGACAUGCCAAAGCUUUGCUUCCCAGUGCCUUGAGCAGCCUGAAAAGCUUGAACUCUGUGGACUUGAUCCCUCUAGAAUUAAUCGUCCAGAUCGUCUGCAAGAUAAUAAUAAGCCGCAUCUUGUGAAUCUUUUGAAGGGUGGAGUUGUUUACUCCAAUAAAGUAGUGGCUAUGUCAUCCAUGAAUUCAAAAGAAAGAAUCAUCCAGAGUCUAGGUCAUGGCUUGGAGACAACGUUGUCCAUUCAUAAGGAUAAGCUAGUUAUUGCUCCAUAUGGAUUUGAUCAAACCACUUGGGAUCCUUCGAGGGAUGAAUUACUUCCUGAAAACUAUAGUGUCAGUGACAUGAAUGGAAAAGCCAUUUGUAAAGGUUCACUACAGAGACGCAUGGGAUUAAUUGAGGAUGCUUCAUCUAUACUGGUUGGAUGCAUCUUCUUUGAAAUUUCAGAUGUGGAUCUGGAGAAUCUGAUGCAGAUUACUGCUUUGAGUGGAAUUCAGUUUGUCAUUAUUGGAGAAAGCAAGCUACCUAGCAUCAACAAUGUGCUACAAACUCUCAGUGGAGUUAAGGAUAAGAAUGUGAGAUUUAUAAACAAGUAUGACGAAGCUUUAUCGCACUUGAUAUUUGGAGGAUCAGAUAUAAUAUUGUGCUACUCAUAUGAAGAUCCAGUGCUGCAAGUGCCGCUUAAAGCUAUUAGAUAUGGAGCUGCCCCCAUCUUGGUGACUUCAAUUGAAAGAAGAUUCAGGCAUUUUGUAGAGCUUGACUUUGGAAGCACUCAGUUUUCUCAGUACAUCUCAUUUUCUGGCAUGUCAUUAAAGCAAGCUCUCUAUGAAAUUAAAAAUAAUCCUGUAGAGUGGAGCCGAAAGAUAGAAGAGGCAAUGUUGAAGGACUUUUCAUGGGACGCCGAGUGUUAUGAUGUGCAUAUAUCUGCUUAUGAAUCUUUAAAGAACUUGUAAAACCUUGUAUUAUACAUUUGGUGUAAAAUCAUGGCUCUGUUAGUUGGAUGAAAAUGUUAUCCCAGAAAAUGCUUUCCCCACUUUCCGCUGUUUAAUUUAGAACGAGAAGAAGCGGGAAAUCAGGUCUAAAAAUUGAUUAUACAUCAUGAAAAAAAUUAUUUUUCUCUUUUA